Molecule: messenger RNA, 1532 nt
Organism: Xenopus tropicalis (tropical clawed frog)
Lineage: Eukaryota; Metazoa; Chordata; Amphibia; Anura; Pipidae
Gene: zbp1
Product: Z-DNA binding protein 1
Exons: 10
Coding region: 139-1275 (378 amino acids)
Biological process (GO): positive regulation of type I interferon-mediated signaling pathway
Molecular function (GO): DNA binding; double-stranded RNA adenosine deaminase activity; RNA binding
Source: RefSeq, a predicted model, not a curated record
CUAGGAACAGUUUUAGUAUCAGUUUCUGUUCUCUCUUCUCGUUCUUCCACUCACAUCCCGAGAAACAGCGUGUUCAGCCGGGAGUGUCUCUUAUUAACCUGUUCAUUACACCAAACCAUUUAAACAGAUCAGCAGGUCAUGGCCGAGAGAGGCUGCUCACCAGGGCAAAGACGCCCAGAAUCCCCAGUACCAGGCUCGACGACUGAGCUACAAACUCAGAUCUACAACUUUCUGCAGAAUAAUGGCCAACAGAAAGCUGCCGCUAUUGCAAAGGAGUUGAAAACGGAAAAAAGUAAAAUCAACCCGGCACUGUACGACAUGAAAAAGAAGAACCUACUCACUCACGAUGAGAAGAUAGUCUGGUCAGUCAAAAAGGAGGAGAUCAGCUCAGGGGAUUUGCUGCCGUCAGACAGACAGAGUUCCACAGACAGAAGGCUGUCAGAUUCAGAGCACGGUGCCAGACUAACAAAGCAACAGAACGAUAUCUACUUGUUUCUAAAGAACAACAGCCCACAGAAAUCCAUCAGCAUCGCCCGGGGCAUUAAUAAAAGCUCAGCGUCUGAAGUGAAUCCUGAUUUGUAUCAACUGAAGGACAUGAAUUUGCUUCAAAGAGAUUCCUCGACCAAGUUGUGGUCUGUCAAACCAGAUAUGGUAGAUAACCAUAAUGGGGAGCCAGAAAAUAAAUAUGCAUCGGGAACCACUUUUUCACAGAAUGGCAAUAAAGCAAUGGAACAGCCUUGGAAGCCUCAUGCCCAGAUUAACAAUUAUUACACAAUUUACACUCAAAAUGUUCAGGUCGGGCACGGUAACAUUAUGAACGUGAGCGGCAACAGAGAUUACUCAGCCCCAACUGAUGUUAAUGAAUCUAAGAAAGAAACCAGUGAUAAUUUUGUGAAAGAAAAGACACACUGUAGUUAUACAGAUGUGCCACAAGAUGUCGCUGGUUCCCUACCAAAACAGAAAUGGAGGGAUUGCAGGAAGGACAAAGACAGUGGAAAGGGAAUUGAUAAAGAAAGAGACACAAAACUGGCUGUUUGUAACCCUGCGGGGACAGACAUUAAACCCUGUAACUGCUACUUGUGUGAGCUCGAGCAAAGCCUAAGUCUUGGCAACGACGCAAUGGGUAACACGGACGAAACCCAAACGGAGCCAAUGGGAUCCUCUGACAGUUUGCAACCUUCGGACCUCUCGGAGAUCUGUAAUAAACUUGAAGAUAUCGCUAUAGCUGGAGAAGCCACCAAUAAUGCCAGAGGAGAUAAUGAUCCAUCUCAUUGAAAGAAUUAGUACAAAAUGGAAAUCCAGCUCUUUGUGGCCCCAGGUGCACUCUGGGUAAAGUAAUACGAUAGAAUGAUAUAGAAGCAGCUCUCCGGUUAUUUUGAAAAGUGAUGACUUUACUUAAGUGCCAAAAAGGCAACGUUUUGGGCUUCAAUUCAGCCCUUUAUCAAGCCUACUGUUACGGAUACAGUCCAGUGUUAAAUACCCACAGGAAGAGGAUAGGGUUGCCACGCUGAUGUAGAUGAAGGCAAAUAAUA